Messenger RNA from Annulohypoxylon truncatum, 2210 nucleotides. Its product is annotated as myosin-like coiled-coil protein-domain-containing protein. The transcript is spliced from 6 exons. Gene Ontology annotation, molecular function: syntaxin binding. Bases 304 to 1767 code for a protein of 487 amino acids. Lineage: Eukaryota; Fungi; Ascomycota; Sordariomycetes; Xylariales; Hypoxylaceae. The record is from RefSeq and is a predicted model, not a curated record.
CAAGGAAGUCGCAUGUGCAGCAAGUGUGUAAGGUGCAAGGCGGGCUACGUUCGCCGUGUGAUUAAGUAACCGACACUAAAACGCCGCGCUUCAUCUCAACCCUCAAAAGUCUUCAUUCAUCAUAGAAUAACACCUCCAACAACAACGUAACCCGACCAACCAAGGCCACCAUAGCUUACACAUCAGUUUAUAUCCCCCGCCCACUACAUUUUUAACCUCUCAAGACGUAUUACUACAGAAUCCAUUCCAAUGUCCAGAAAUAAUUCGGAUCGAGAGUUCUUCGUAUUUGUUUAGGAUACUAUUAUGGCGACAACAACCCACCGUGGCCCCUCAGCAGCGCCUGCUCCCCUCGCUUCCGCACCGAACACUAAUGGUAAUUCUGCUCAUGCCCACGUCCAUGACGACUCGAUACCAAACGGCCACCAUCAUGUGCCGGUACAAGAGCCCCGACCUGCCCCGACCCCGACGCCCUCCAUGGCUUCUAACGCCGCAAUUAAGAAAGGCAAGGGCAAGAAAGCCCUCGACCAAAAUGAGGCUUCAAAACUCAUUUCAGCAAGGAUUUCCCAGCUCGAGGUCGAUACGGCUGCUGAAAAAGAGCAAGAGGCGGAAAUUGAUCGAGAAGUGCGAAAAGCAAAUCGCGAACUCAAUCAUCAAAUGAAUAAGAUGAACGACAUGGACAAGAUAGAGCUCUUGACCAAGCGGUCGUCGGAAUUAUUCGCAAACAUGAAACGCCUCGAGCGCGAAAAUCUAAAAAAUAAGAAACGCGCCGAUCAGUUACAGAAGGAAAAGGACUCUAGCCGCACCGACUUAAGCAAGCAAAUUAGCCUCAAAGAGAAGUUGGAGAAACUUUGCCGUGAGUUGCAGAAGGAGAACAAUAAACUGAAGAACGAGCACCGCACCUUGGGCGACACUCAUGACCGGCUUAAAACGUCGUCGGAUGAACGUUUCAGGAAAGUACUCGAAACGCUGGAAGGUUACCAAGAAGAAAAGGAUAAUCCGCGAAAGCAGGUUGUGUACAUGAAGGCGGAAGAAUUGUUCAAGGCGCGGUUUAAAUCCCUCAUCGACCAAUACGAGCUCCGAGAGCUGCAUUUCCACUCUGCAAUGCGCACCAAGGAGAUCGAGGUGCAAUGGAAUAUGGCUCGUUACGAACAGCAGAAGAAAACAGCCGAGGCCGAGGCCAACCGCGCACGUCAACUGAAUAGCCAGGUGCUUACAUUCUCUAAGACAGAAACCGAGCUGCGAAAUCAGUUAAACGUUUAUGUCGAGAAGUUCAAGCAGGUCGAGGAUACGCUGAACAAUAGCAACGACCUGUUCUUGACUUUUCGUAAGGAGAUGGAGGAUAUGUCUAAAAAGACCAAGAAACUCGAAAAGGAGAACGAGACCUAUAAGCGCAAGGAGGGGGCCCUUAACCAGAACAUCUUCAAGAUGGCCGAGGAACGCAAUAGAAAUAUUAAAGAUCUGGAGGACAUCAAGAAGAAAAACGACAAGCUCACAAGCAUCAUCAACCAGAUGCAGCAGCAGGGCCGCGGCAUACCCCAGGGUAUGCAGGGUACGGUAGAGAGUUGCUACGCCGAAGGCGCGGAGGGCGACGAGGAGGGAGAGCUCGAGGAUGGCGACGAGGAAAGCGAUUACGAAUACGACGACGAAGGAGAUGAGGAGGUAAGUGAGGAGGGUGAGUUCGACGACGACACGGAGGAAGAGAUUAUGCCGCAAGUGCCGGGCGCAUUUGGACCCGAACGACCGCCUGCAAUGAACGGUCAUCGCUAGGAGGAAGACGUAUCAGAGCAGCAGGAGACGAGGGCCAACCAACCUUUCCAAGAUGUAGUCCGUUGGUUUGGCGAUUUACGGCACUCAGUCCGUCUAGCUAUAACGCCGAGACAACCAUCGCCGCCGCCGCCGUGACGACGCUAGUCAUAUUGUCAACCGGCGUAGAUAUUGGGGAAGACCUUUCCCCCAUACGAUGCCAUGCAUUCUCUUUCACGAAUGCCCAGCCUUCGGAAUCUGUCCCUACGUUUCGAGGGUUGGGUCGUUUGCGCGGAAGAGCAGAGAAUUGUUGGUCAUGUUUUCUUGCAGAAUAGAUGGCCCUGUUGAUUGCGUUGGUCUACGGGACAAGCAACUUGGUUUUCGGUUGUCGCCGGAGCGAGUAUCGUUCCUUGCCAGUGGUACAUUAUAGCAAUAAAUGCGAAUUGAUACUUCUCUCGAUGUGUAAA